GGUCAGUGUCCACUGCGUGUUUAUUUCCGGAAGUCAGUUGUUGGAGUUCCCAGACUAUCACAGCUUAAAUCUUCAGCAACACUCUUACAGGUGUGUCUGAACCCACACGAUGGCACAUUGGUUUCACAGAAACCCCCUGAAGGCAACUGCCCCGGUGUCCUUUAAUUUCUAUGGAGUGGCAGGAAGCCCCUCUGCCAACAAGAUCUGCAA
This is a messenger RNA of Austrofundulus limnaeus, 210 nucleotides long. Its product is annotated as BRO1 domain-containing protein BROX. The record is from RefSeq and is a predicted model, not a curated record. NCBI's taxonomy places the organism in Eukaryota, Metazoa, Chordata, Actinopteri, Cyprinodontiformes, Rivulidae.